Messenger RNA from Anolis sagrei ordinatus, 4914 nucleotides. NCBI's taxonomy places the organism in Eukaryota, Metazoa, Chordata, Lepidosauria, Squamata, Anolidae. The record is from RefSeq and is a predicted model, not a curated record.
UUCGAUGCCUCUGAUACAGCCCUAUGCAAUUCAUAGUGUUGCCAUAAGUUGCCAGGAGACAGCAUGACAGCAUUUUAGUAUAAAUGUUAUCACUUUUUUUUACCAUAACAGAAUUGGCAUCUCAAAAGAAAUUUGAUGAGAUCAAGAAGGCUAAUCAAGCUGCGGCUAAAAAGCUUGUGGAAGAGCAGUUUAGUUCCUCCUCUGAAGAUGACGAAGAAGAGAUUGAAGGAAAACAUGGAAGAAUAUUGGAAAAAACAUUUACAACUUACACUGUUCAAACCGGUGGAGAUGCAAGCGAAUUGGAGCGCACAAGACAGUACAUGAAUGAUGCUUUCCAGUCUGGGGCGAUGACAUGCUUGAUUUGUAUUGCUUCAAUUAAGAGAAACCAAGCUGUCUGGAGUUGCUAUGGAUGUUUCUGCAUAUUUCACAUGCCUUGCAUUCAGAAGUGGGCAAAGGAUAGUCUUUUCUUAAUAUCCUCUCCUUUGACAGAUGAUGAUUUUGGAAAAAAGGAUUAUCCAUGGCCAUGUCCAAAAUGCAGGUUUGAGUACAAGCGUUCUGAGACUCCCUCUCGAUACUACUGCUACUGUGGAAAGGUGGAAGAUCCACCAUUAGAUCCCUGGCUGGUUCCACAUUCUUGUGGCCAAGUAUGUGAGAGAGAUUUCAAGCCUUCCUGUGGACACAAGUGCCUGUUACUUUGUCACCCAGGUCCUUGUCCACCUUGUCCAAAGAUGGUCACAGUAACCUGUUACUGCAAGAAAGCCAAACCUGUGCCACGGAGAUGCAGCACAAAGGAAUGGUCGUGUCAGCUGCCUUGUGGACGAAGGUUGCCAUGUGGACAACACAACUGUGAAAAACCUUGUCAUCCAGGAAACUGUCAACCCUGCCCAAGAAUCAGCAAGCAAAGGUGUGUCUGUGGUAAACAGGUAGCAGAAAGACUUUGUGCAAGCCCUUUAUGGCAGUGUGAUCAGGUUUGUGGCAAAACAUUGCCUUGCGGCUAUCAUGUCUGUGAAGAGGUUUGUCAUGGUGGCCCUUGUGGAGAAUGUCCUCGCUCCGGCAAAAGGUCUUGUCCGUGUGGAAAAUCCAAAUUUUCUUUGCCGUGUACGGAGGAUGUGCCUACUUGUGGAGACAGUUGUGACAAAGUUCUUGAAUGUGGCAUUCAUAGAUGUUCACAGCGCUGCCACCGAGGCCCCUGUGAAAUCUGUAGGCAGGAAGUUGAGAAGCAGUGCCGCUGUGGAAAGCAUACAAGGCAGAUGCCCUGCCAUAAGCCAUACCUUUGUGAAACAAAAUGUGCAAAAAUUCGUGACUGUCAAAAACACCAGUGCAAGAGGAAGUGCUGCCCUGGAAACUGCCCAGCAUGUGAUCAGGUUUGUGGAAGAACUCUGGGGUGUCGAAAUCACAAGUGUCCUUCAGUCUGCCACAGAGGUAGCUGCUAUCCAUGUCCUGAAACUGUAGAUGUGAAGUGCAAUUGUGGCAAAACUGUUAUCAAAGUACCUUGUGGGAGAGAACGUACCACUAAACCCCCCAGGUGCAAAGAACUAUGCAGGCAGCCACCUACUUGCCAUCACCCUAGCCGGGAGAAACACAGUUGCCACUUUGGACCGUGUCCUCUUUGUCGGCAACCCUGCAAGAAAAUCCUAGAAAAGUGUAGCCACCUAUGCCCUGCUCUUUGUCAUGAUGAAGCACUGGUGAAGCAAACUGGCCUGCAUCAGCCUGCCGGGCCCUGGGAACAGACAGCUGAACCUGCCUUUAUUCAGACAGCGUUACCGUGUCCUCCGUGUCUAGUUCCUGUUCCAAUGCAAUGCCUUGGGAAACAUGAGGUCAGUCCACUGCCAUGCCAUACUGUGGGACCCUACUCUUGUAAAAGAAAUUGUGGAAGAUUGCUUGAUUGUCAGAACCACACUUGCACGAAAGAAUGCCAUAAAGUUACUGAAACAGAUAGUAACAAUGAUGUCCAAAAGGCAGGUCCAGAGUGUUCUCAGUGUGAAGAAGAAUGUUCCAAGCCACGGCCACCUGGAUGCCCUCACUCUUGCCCUUUGCCUUGCCAUCCUGGAGAAUGCCCAUCGUGUGCCCAGAUGAUUCGGAUGAAGUGUCACUGCAAACUAUCAAGUCUUUAUAUUGAAUGCAUAAAAAUCACUUCUGCCAAUCUAAAGGAAAAGGAGGAGCUGAGUUCCUGUAAAAAUCAGUGUCCAAAAGAGCUAUCCUGUGGUCAUCGAUGUAAAGAAAUUUGCCAUCCAAGUGACUGCCCUCAGAAUUGCAACCAAAAAGUCAAGGUCCGCUGUCCUUGCAAAAGGCUCAAAAAGGAAAUGUUGUGUAGCAAGCUUCAAGAAGGCCAGGUUUCAUUAGAAUGUGACGCAGUAUGCCAGGAAGUGAAACAGAAAGCUUCGGAGAUGAAAGAAGCAGAAACCAGAGCUGCCAUUGAAGAGGAAAAACGAAGGCAACAGGCUGAAUUGGAGGCUUUUGAGAACAGGCUCAAAGGCCGCCGGAAGAACAAGAGAAAAAAGGAUGAGGUUGAAGUUGAAAAAUCUGUAUGGCAAAAAUAUAAGAAUAUGAUUGUCCUGCCAAUAUUUGGGGCUGCUGUUGUAAUGGUUGCAUGGUUCGUUGCCUACAAUGACUGAAAUCGUAAUAUUCACUUCAGCAAAUGUGAUUGUAGUAAAAAGUUUGUUGUAUAAAGUAGGAUUUGAUAUACGGUUGUGAAGAAAAACAACCACAAUCUACUCCCCAGAUUAAUUUGAAAUACACUACGAGUCAUUAUUUCAUGCCAUUAAUUCUAAACAAUGGACACAGAUUUGAGCUGUCUCAUUGGAGGGGAGGUCAUUCACGUACUGUUCCUGUUCACAUUCUUGUGUUUCAUGUUAAUGUGCAAGAAUUUCCAUGCAUGCACUCACUGAAUAUUAGGUUUGAGUAGUUAACAGUGUUUUCAGUGAAGAGGAAGAAUAAAGACUUGUUACUGCCAUAGAUGACCACAUCUAUUACAUAGAAACGCUAAUCCCAUAAAGAUCACUAAACACAUUGCCCCACUACUAGAUGAAUUUCCUUCAGCAGAUGUGCAUGCUACAACACCCUCUUGCAUGCAAAGGCCAUUUUUGUAUGCUUCACACCAAAUGCAAGCAUUUUGCCUUAACUGGGUUAUUAUCAAAACAGAAGUAAACAUUAUUUUUGGGUUGCUGCGAGUUUGUGGCCAUGUUCCAGAAGCUUCUGGAGCAUGGCCAUAGAGCCCGGAAAACUCACAGCAACCCAGUUAUUCCAGCCAUGAAAGCCUUCGACGACACAUGAUUAUUUUUGUGAGUCAUUAAUAUAAAAAAUGAAACGACUCUGGCUGUACAGAAGUCCUGUGUCAGAAGUAGCUUUUUGUAAUACAAUGUCAGCAUUCUGUACCCAAGAGACUUUUUCCUCAGGAUUCUAUUUCCAAAGAGAAAAGUUUGUUUUUCUCAUAGACAUUUUUCAUCUCUAAUGCAAAUAGCCUUUACUUUAAAUUCUACUUUGUACCCAAAUAAAUAAAUAAAUCCUUCAAGUCACAAUCAUUCAAAGACAGACAUUGUUUUGUAUAUAUAUAACUUUUCACAAAGGCCAGUAACUUUAAAUUCAUUAAUAUGUAUGUCUAAUGUAUGUGUCGAUGUGUUAACAUUCUAGUAAGUAGUGUAUGUACAGUUGGUAAAUUAAUUCUUUAUUCAGGUGUACACAUUUGUACAAUAAAAUGUGGAUCUACUCUCAAAAUCAUGUUUUUAAAUGUAAAAGUAGUUGUUUACAUGUUGAGAUAAUCUGGUUAGAUCAGUGUUUCUCAACCUUCCUAAUGCCGCGACUCCUUAAUACGGUUCCUCAUGUUGUGGUGACCCUCCAACCAUAACAUUAUUUUUGUUGCUACUUCAUAACUGUAAUUUUGCUACUGUUAUGAAUUGUAAUGUAAAUAUCUGAUAUGCAGGAUGUAUGUUAUUCACUGGACCAAAUGUGGCACAAAUACUCAAUACGCCCACAUUUGAAUACUGGUGGGGUUUGGGGGGUGGGGUGUUGAUUUUGUCAUUUUGGAGUUGUAGUUGCUGGGAUUUAUAGUUCACCUGCAAUCAAAGAGCAUUCUGAACUCCACCAAUGACGGAAUUGAACCAAAUUUGGCACACAGAACUCCCAUGACCAGCAGAAAAUAUUGGAAGAGUUUGAUGGGCAUUGACCUUGAGUUUUGGAGUUGUAGUUCACCUAUAUCCAGAGACCACUGUGGACUCAAACAAUAAUGGAUCUGGACCAAACUUGGCACAAAUACUCAAUAUGCCCAAAUGAAGUUUGGGGAAACUAGCCCCUGACAUUUGGGAGUUGUAGUUGCUGGGAUUUAUAGUUCACCUACAAUCAAAGAGCAUUCUGAAUCCCACCAAUGAUAGAAUAGGGCCAAACUUCCCACACAGGACUCUCAUGACCAACAGAAAAUCCAGUGUUUUAUGCUGGUCUUUGGCAACCCUUCUGACACCCCUUCACGACCCCCUUCCAGGGUUCCCAACCCCCAGGUUAAGAAACACUGGGUUAGAUGUUUCUCUUAACAAACAGCUGUGUCUCAGUUUUUUCAGAAGUGAAUAAUUAAGGUAAUCGCUCAGAACCUGAACAUGGACAAUGUUGUCACAUCAAACUGAAGAAAGUAACAUAUUUUUCAUCCUCUCGUGUUCUGUUUAAUUUACCAUUCAAAAAUUAUUUAUAGUCAGUUUGGAUGUUCACAGGACUCCGGUUUAUCAAAUACCACAUUUAGAAAUAUUAAUCUUUUUUUUUUUUUUUUGGUUUUGUGUUCUUCCUAUAGUGAGAGAAAAUCCAUGCCAAUAUGUAUUUAAAUUAUUCUCUAGGUUUAAAUGUUAAGAAGAUUUCCUUGCUUCGUUGAGAAAAGAGCUAUGUGUUGUUUUAGGUAUUUCAAAAUUGAUAUUAAAACACUCAUUUCUUCCA